AUGUUUUCCACUAUUUUAAUACCAAUUGUCGUUUUCUCUUGCGUUUUUUCUCUUGAAUCUUAUGUCGAAGAACCUGGGCUAACUUCUCAUGAAAAAGUAAAGAAGGCCUUCCUAUGGGCUAUCGACCAGAAUACCAAUAUUGAAGCUGAAAAAGAAGAAAACCCUGACGCUCCUUAUAUCCAAGGUGGCUCUUUUCAAUCUUCAUUCAGCUUUUACCCCAAUUUAGAAAUGGUAGUCGUGUCAUCUACGAAGGAAUACGAUAUAUAUUACGACGAUAAUGCAAAUGCACCUCAGCUGUUCCUCACUCUUCAAGACGACUUCACAGGCGAGACUUCCAUAAAAGAGUACACAUACCAUGUCAUGGACACCGCCGUAGGAUCAAGGUUGAUGGAUUAUGGGUGGCAAACUUCAUUCUUCCCAUUACCAGACUUUUUUAAUUCGACAUCUUUUCUUCACAAACCAUCACAAACAAAAACUUCUGCGUUUGUAGCGUUCAUGUCGUACCCCAUUGAUAACAAAAUACUGUCUAAACCGACAUUUGGAAAGACUUUAAAGGCUCUUCAGAUCAAAGGAGGAAACAUGAAGGAGAGCAACCUCUUCAAUUUGACUGGAAACGUCUUUGUCGACUUUAAAGUCAAACAAUGUGCUUCUUUCUUCCAAAAAGGGUUUCCACAAGAUUACGAGACACCAAUGAAGGAUUGGGAAACUAUUAUUAACUCUACUGGCUGGUCUGUAGGGAAGGACAUUUCUCUUUUAAUGUCAUUUACGUUCCAAGGGUAUUUCUGCUUACCAAUGUUGGACUAUGUCUUUUUGAGUGAGAAUAAAAAGGUGUCAAAUGACUGGAGGUACUGUGAUAAAUUUCAAGAGGAUCCGUUGAUGAUUAGUGACCCCUGUUGUAACAGAGAGGUUGAUGGUGUGUGUAACACAUUCAGGGACAGAAAUUCAGUUUAUGUUGGGAAAGAUUCUGUGUGUCUUUUCAACUACUUUACAUACACUGAUUUGAACUUGACGAACCGAGAGAAGAUCAAAUUGGAAGUGAGGAGUUAUGGGAUGAAAGAUGUCACACAGUACUACCACGACUUCCACUUCCAAAUAAUACCAACUAUCUUGUGGGACUUGACUGAAACGACAAACAGAAAGGAGAUGACGUGUAGAAACAUAUUGAAUAACCAAGAUGUGUACUACGACGAAUACAAAGAGUGUCCAAUAGACAUCCACUUUGAUAAUGAAAUUGUGUCUAAAGGCAAUUGUUUUGUCCCCAGCGAGCAGUUGAUGCCUCUCUUAGUCAUUAUGUGUGAACAAGGAAUUGAUGAUUCUGGCCGGAUUCGAAGGUUCAACACCGCUGAACUUGACCAGAUCAAAUUGAUAUUAGAAGACCCAGUAGAAAAAGAGUAUCCAUAUGACUCUGCACAUCC
Entamoeba invadens IP1 is the source of this 1415-nucleotide messenger RNA. RefSeq lists its product as hypothetical. The record is from RefSeq and is a predicted model, not a curated record. Lineage: Eukaryota; Evosea; Mastigamoebida; Endamoebidae. The transcript has 2 exons. The annotation marks the transcript as partial.